ACUGACAGUGACAGGUGAUACUUGUUUAUGAUGGAGUAGAAAAGGUUUUUGUUUCCGUGAAAAAAUGUGAAUUUCCACCAUGCCGAGAGCGUUGCCUCUGCGAAUUAACAUUCGAGACUGUAUAGUUUUAGUCCUUUUAGUUAUUUUCAAUACUAUAAAUGUAACAGAUAUGGCAAACAACAAUAUGGAUAUUAUUAAAGAGAAAAAAUCCACCAAGGAAUCGAACGAUAAAGUUAGUAACAGGGGUGAAGUUGAGGAUUAUUUAAAAAGUUGCCCUUUUCUGGAGCAGGACAGUAUUGAAUGUUCUUCGUUACAGUACCCAUGUAUAGUAUGUAACAGAAGCAUAGACUGCCGUUAUGGAGGUUUCUAUAACUACACAUGUGUAGUGAAGCCCAAAGUUGCCUGCAAUGGCUCAAAAACAUUCAACAGAACAGCCAUGUGCAGAUUUUGCUACCAGUCUGAAAAGUGGGAACACCGUUGUGACCAGAAAGCUAAUUGUAACUCUCUGGCCUCACCAUUGAAAUAUUACUCUACAAAUUGUACCGUGUCUGAUGAUGUUAUUUGCUUGGGCAACCGAAGAUUCUUGAAGAAAAUUCGAUGUUCAUGGACUGCAGGAACGCGUUGGGGAACUGCCCUCAUUCUAGCCCUCACCCUUGGGGGCUUUGGAGCAGAUAGAUUUUACCUGGGCCACUGGCAGGAGGGGAUUGGGAAACUCUUUAGUUUCGGAGGUCUCGGUGUCUGGACACUUGUAGAUGCAUUAUUGAUUGGAAUACAUCAUUUAGGUCCUGCUGAUGGGUCACUUUACAUUUAAAUUAUUGUAUCUUAUCUAUUAAAAGCUUAUGAGUAUAUGUUAGGUUAAAUAGUAAACCAAAUUUUUCAUGAUGAA
Molecule: messenger RNA, 886 nt
Organism: Pectinophora gossypiella (pink bollworm)
Lineage: Eukaryota; Metazoa; Arthropoda; Insecta; Lepidoptera; Gelechiidae
Gene: amx
Product: TM2 domain-containing protein almondex
Exons: 4
Coding region: 80-811 (243 amino acids)
Source: RefSeq, a predicted model, not a curated record